AUGCCUGAUCUAAGAACCACGGCACAACGGCUGGAAGACGUCACUGCACAAGCAUCGUAUUGGAAGGGAAAGUUGAGAAUCAUUGAGAAGCAAAUGAGAAAAUUGGAAAAAGAGACAAAAGCUGAAUCCGACAGUUUACGACGUCAAAUCGAGCAAUUGACUCAUCAGCUGAUUCAAGCCACCGCUGAUAAAAAGGAGCUUCAGAAGAGACUUGGUGACGUCCGAAUUGUAUUUUUUCAGAACAAAUAUAUUUACAGAUGUCAAUCAGCAAGCUUUCCGCCACAUGAAUAUAGUUCUUCGCCAUAA
Caenorhabditis briggsae is the source of this 306-nucleotide messenger RNA. The transcript has 3 exons. The record is from RefSeq and is a predicted model, not a curated record. NCBI's taxonomy places the organism in Eukaryota, Metazoa, Nematoda, Chromadorea, Rhabditida, Rhabditidae. The coding region runs from base 1 to 306 and encodes 101 amino acids.